Cordyceps fumosorosea ARSEF 2679 is the source of this 1074-nucleotide messenger RNA. Its product is annotated as 2OG-Fe(II) oxygenase. The transcript has 4 exons. NCBI's taxonomy places the organism in Eukaryota, Fungi, Ascomycota, Sordariomycetes, Hypocreales, Cordycipitaceae. Bases 1 to 1074 code for a protein of 357 amino acids. Gene Ontology annotation, molecular function: dioxygenase activity. The record is from RefSeq and is a predicted model, not a curated record.
AUGAUGGUCCUGGCGCCGGCUUCUGGAAUCGACUUCUCCAUGUCUAAUAAUAAGGUACGGUCACAGGAGUGUGCCAAUUGCUUGGCCAUGAUGACCGGGGGCUUAUGCAUGCGCUUUCGCGAGACAUGGGGAUCAAUAACACCAACACCACCAAAAGACUACAAUGACAACCUCGUUUACAUCAUUCCUCAUUGUAGCCCUCGCGCCGCUGUCGAGCAUUGUGCGAUCGAGGACGAUCUGGUGCAGCUGUCGACGAGGCUGCACGAGGUCUUUGCAACGGUCGGUUUCGCCUACUUGAUCAAUGCGCCGCUGUCAUUUGACCACGAUGCUGUUUUCGGCAUGGCAAUGGACUUUUUCCGCCUCCCCGAGGAGACCAAGAUGAGCGUGGCCAAGAAGACGUUUCGCAAGGCCAACGCAAACACCUACAGAUGGCAAUCCGGGUUUGAGCUCGGCCCGUCACAUCGGCUGCCUGCUUCGUCGCGGCCGUCCAGCUCGCCCUUCAUCCUCACCGAGCCCAACUGCUUCCCAUCCUCGCCGCAGUUUACCUCGCGCGAAGCGUCUCGAGACCCUGUACGCGGAGCUCUCCUCCCUGUCCAGCACGCUCCUCGCGCUGCUCGCCUCGUCGCUCGCGGCAAGAACCCGGCGUCGUUCACCUCCAUCCUGCGCAACAGCGUCUCGACGCUGCGCCUGCUGCGCUACUCCCGGCCACGGCGGGCCCAACACAUCGACGCGACGGGCGGGCUGGAGGCGCGCAACGCCGAGGGCGCCUGGAUCCCGGCGCCGUACGUGCCCGGCAGCGUCGUGGUCAACGUCGGCGACCUGCUGGCGAGGAUGAGCGGCCGGUGGUUCGUGGCGACGAUGCACCGCGUGCGCAGCACGAGCAAGGAGCGCUUCAGCAUGCCCUUCUUCUCGGAGCCGGGCGUGGAUGCCAUGGUCGGGGAGCGCGGCAGGGAGGUCCGGUACGAGGAGUUUGUGCUCAACAAGAUGGGCACCUGGGUCGAGUUUCAGGACGAGAUGGAGAAGACGGAGAUUAUGAGCACGGUCAGCGCUAGCUCCGAGGUGCAUGCCUAUUAA